Penicilliopsis zonata CBS 506.65 is the source of this 845-nucleotide messenger RNA. RefSeq lists its product as hypothetical. The transcript has 3 exons. The coding region runs from base 286 to 801 and encodes 171 amino acids. The record is from RefSeq and is a predicted model, not a curated record. Lineage: Eukaryota; Fungi; Ascomycota; Eurotiomycetes; Eurotiales; Aspergillaceae.
GGUCCUUCAACUCCACUGGUUUAAUCUUAUUACUGGCCGUCUCAGAUGAUCAUCUCCACAAUGACACGAUAAUGUUGUCCUUGGCCGUGGAGGAUCUCCUCGUAACGGAUCUGCACCGACGGUGGGACAGACAUAAGAAAGCGUUUUUCCUCCUCUUUCUACAUCAUCAUUACCACCUCACAGGUACUCCGUACAUCUUCUAUCAGUACAUACAACCAGCAUAGUAUUUCUCUUUCUUUUAUUCUCAGUAAUAUCUUUUCUACCUCCCCUAAUUUACUUAUAAUAAUGUAUCAUUUGUUCUCUGUUUUGGCCUCGCUCGCCCUGGCAACCGCCAGCCCACUCCUCCUCCCCCGCGCCAUCAACACGACCCAGGAGUUCCUGCUGAAGACCACCUCGUCGACCAACGACGCGCAUAAUAACCUCUACGUCGAGGCGUACCAUACGGGAGCUGGGUUGAACGACGCGGUGCUCACCUCGUCCACGGCGACGGCCGCCAAGGCCUUUCUCAACGAGACGUACCUCGAGUUCGAUCUCGGGACGCCUUUUUCCUGGAGUUUUUCCAUGGGAGCGGAUACAAACUAUGCUGCUUGGGAAUUCGUCGAGAUCAACGCCGGGUACGGAACGACCGGGUUCUCCCUCAACGACACCGGAGUACAGUGGUCUGAAGCCGAUGGGUUUGGCGGAUGGUUGGUCUGCGAUUGGUGGCAUGGGGCUCCCCAGCUCUUCUGGCUGUACCGAUUCAUCUCGCCUACGCUGCCCUCGUCCUGCAGCACGGUCGAUCUUGUUCCAGAAUACAUAUGAUCGAGACAUGAUAUCAUGGGAUCUAUUAAUGCGAGGGACGGAGG